AAAAAAAAUUUUUUUUUUUUUUGACUUUCGUGCGAAAUUUCACAAGUCAUACUUUAGAAAAGGUUAACUUCAACUGAUUAGACAUCUAUCUCUUUUGAAAAUUCCAAUAAUUGAUUGUGAUUGCCUUCUUUCCGAACCAAUGAUUGCUUAGGUGCACCAUGUCAGACUCAGAAAACAAUUGUCGGAUUUGUCGUGGUGAAGGAACGCCAUCACAGCCAUUACUCCAUCCUUGUAAAUGUCGAGGAUCAAUUCGUUAUAUUCAUCAAGAUUGUUUAUUAGAAUGGUUGAAACAUUCGAAUAAAUCUACUGAACAGUGUGAUAUUUGUAAUACUCCUUAUAAGUUCAGAACGAUUUAUGAUGAGAACAUGCCAUCUAAGAUACCAAUUAAGUUUAUUUGGCUUAAAUUUUUACAAGUUAUUAGCUCAACUUCAAUCAUCUCGUUAUCAAUUUUAUUAUACGUACUUUGUUUAAUCUUUCAAGUUCCUAUAUUUUGGAAAUUUAUUGGUAGAGCUUAUACUUAUGCUAUGGACGGACAUUUACCCCAUGUUAAUUCAACUUUUACUGAAGCCUUAAUGUUUGGAGAUGUUGAUUUUAGUCAAUAUGAUUUACCUCCGGUGAACACUCCGAAAUAUUAUUUGCUUAAAGCAGCAAAGUUUUUCGACUACACUUACUUCAGUGGAGCAAGAUACUUUAUUGUUUUCGGUUUUGUUAAUCUUGCAUUAUUUAUUGAACAUGAAUGGGUUGUUAGAGAUGAGGGUUAUACUAAAUUAUUACUUCGUAAAGUUGGUAAAGAACCAAGAACUAAGCUCGUUGAUAUGUUACAACAGGCAUUGGUUGGAUUGAGAAAUGAAGGUGCUAAUGGUAAUGAAGAUGCAAAUGCUAAUUUACAAAGAGUUCAAGAAUUAGUAAGAGCAAUUAAUGAUUUACAAGAACGUCAAACUAAUGGUCAACACGAAGAGGCUUUAAGAAGAGCCAUAAACGCUCAACCAAAUGAGGACCAACAAGAACAGGCACCUCCGGUUUUGUUCCCACAAGCAGAUCGUGGUGAAGAUGAAGAUAAUGAUAGUGAUUUGGACUUUGAUGACGAAAGUAGAACCAUUUUCAUUCGUCCUGAACUCCAAAAUCAACCUCAGCCUCAAAAUAUCCCAGAAUUUAAUCCUCCAAAUGAUGAUCCUCCUCGAAUUGUUGAUGAAUCUUCCGAUUCAGAAUCUGAAGAUGAAAAUGGUUUCAACGGUGAUGCUGCCGCUGCUGCUGCUGCCGAUAAUGAAGCUGCUGCCGCUGCUGCUGCCAAUGGUGCAGGAAACAUUUUUGAAUUUUUAGGUUUGAGUUUAAAUUUGAAAACUCCUAUAGUUCUGAUGAUUCUUUGUGAUGUUAUCAUUGGGGUUUAUUUAUUUUUCUUUUACUUGAUUCCUCAUAUGUUGGGUAAUGCUUUCACCGGAAUUUUUGGUCUCAUCAUUAGAAAUUUAAUUAGUCCUAUCAUAAAUUCAAUUUUACAAACUAAUCAGGGUAAAGAUUUGGUUAGACAUAUAAUCAAUGAUGAUGGCUCGUUAGUUAAAACUGGUAAUGAUUUCACUGAUUUUGCAGUUUUCACAAUCACCGAAUUAAUAAUUAAACCAGUUUAUCAGAUCUUUGACGACUUAUUUUUAAGAAAAAUUAGCCUCACGGUUGCUGAACUGACUGAAGAUUUUAAAUCUUUAACUUUGGUGGAAAGAAUUAUCUCGUUAUCGAUCGGUUACUGUAUUAUUUCCUAUGCUUGUUAUAAAUUUAUGAAAAAAUUGAUUUCUGGUUCAAAACCAAUCUUAGGUACUCCUAGAAAAUAUUUUAAAAUCCUUUUCGAAAUAUCUUCAACUUUGAAAGUAUUUUUGAUUUUUGCUAUCGAAAUUUUCUUCUUCCCAGUUUAUUGUGGUUGGCUAUUAGAUUUUUGUGCUGCUCCAUUAUUAUUGCCUCAUUUCACUACCAUUGACGAGUCUACUGGUAACCCAAGUUUCUUAUUAUUAUUUACUUCUGGGGUUCCAAAUUUACAAAUUCAUUAUUUGAGAAUCGGUUCUUAUUGGGCCUUAGGUACUUUAUAUAUGUUAUUUUUUGCUCUCUUCAUUGGUAUGGUUAGAAGCCAAAUAUUAAGACCAGGGGUCCUUUUCUUUAUUAGAAGUCCUGACGAUCCUAAUGCCAGAUUAAUUCAUGAUGCCUUGGUUAAACCUUUUAUGUUACAAUUAUCAAGAAUCUACCUUAGUGCUAAAGUUUACACCGGAUUUAUUCUCAUUGGUAUUGGUGGUAUUACGUGGGGUUUGCGUUAUAUCGUUACACCUUCUAAUGAUGAUAAUGUUUUCCUUCCAAUUCAAAAACCUAAUAUUUUUGCUAUUAUUGGUGGUUUAUUUUUAUUUAAUCGUUUGAUGAAUGAUAGACCUUUAAUUACUAAAUAUUGUAAAAUCUAUUGGACUAGAGUUUUUGAAAUAUCAUGUCAUAAAUUAAGGUUAUCACAUUUCAUUUUAGGUAAGCCAAUUGCACAAGAACGUGGUUAUAUCAUUUAUAGAAAUUUGUGGCAUAGAUUUUUGGGGGUAUCAUUACCAGAUUAUUCCAGACCAGUUAACUAUAAAAAUGCAUUGAGAAUAUUUAAGGAAAACCCAGAGGUUAAUGCAUGCUUCGUUCCUGAUGGGAAUUACAUUAGAGCUCCUGAUAAUGAUACCGUGUCUCGUAAAUUUAUAAAAAAAUUAUUUGUACCAGUGACAAAAGAUGAUAAGUUACUAGAAUCAAAUGAUACUAGUUUGAAUACUAAUGGAGGUUACGAAACGGAAUCAUCGGAUGAUGAAAUUAAUAAUGAUAAUGCUUAUACAAUUGUUUAUAGGCCACCAAAUUUCAAAACUAAAUGUUUGAAUUUAAUUUUGAUGUUAUGGAUCUUUGCAGUUAUUUUAAUAUUACUGAUUUUACUUGUCGCUUUAAUGAUAGGUAGACCAGUGACUAUGUUUUUAUCUCAGGUUCCAAUCAUUCCAGGUGAAAUUGAAAAAUACGGAUUAUCAUUAGAUGGGAAAUUAGCUGAUUUUGGUUCAAUUUUCAUUGGAUUAACGGUUUUAUUAUCAAUUUUAACUAACUUUGAUAAGAAAUAUGAGGAAAGAAUGAAUCAAGAAGCUAGAGGAGCAACGAACCCAACGGCUGCCGCUGCAAGAGAAGCAGGUCCAGCAAUUGACCAAAAUGAUGGACCAGCUAAUGAAGUUGGAGAAGAAAGAAAUAUUUUUGACCAGAUCCGUAAUUUAUUUGAACAAGAAAAUCAUUUAAGAGUGUUUAGAGGAUCAUUUAAUGUUACAAUGGUGACUUUUACCUUAAUAAUGAUUCAUUACUAUUAUAUUCAUGAACCAAUCAGUUAUUAUAGAAAUCAAAUAAUGAAGAGUGAAUAUUUCAAUUUUCUUGAUUUAAGUGGACAUGUUUUAGUAUUUAUAUGGACAAUAUUCCCAUUGAAGAAGGUAUAUGAUUAUACUAUAGCAUUUCUUUAUGGAGAUAUGGAAGCAGUUGAUGAAUGGAACUCACAAAUUUUUAAAUUAAUGGGACUCACUAUUUCAAUUACUUUACCAUUAUACGUUAGUGCUAAAAUGACCGAAACUUUAGUUGAAGAAAUGAAAUAUCGAUUCUAUUUCAUUAGUGGGUUAACUUUGAUAAUUUACACUUAUGGAGGUUAUAAGAUUUUACAAAAAUUAGAAGAACAAAUUAAGAAUGAAAAAUAUGUCAGAGGUAGAGCUAUUGAAAAUAUCGAUUUAUCCGAUGAAGAAUAA
Messenger RNA from Hyphopichia burtonii NRRL Y-1933, 3761 nucleotides. Its product is annotated as E3 ubiquitin-protein ligase. The transcript has a single exon. Gene Ontology annotation, molecular function: zinc ion binding. The record is from RefSeq and is a predicted model, not a curated record. Bases 159 to 3761 code for a protein of 1200 amino acids. Gene Ontology annotation, cellular component: endoplasmic reticulum membrane. Lineage: Eukaryota; Fungi; Ascomycota; Pichiomycetes; Serinales; Debaryomycetaceae.